CCGUAUCAUUACGCUAUACAUGUGGUUAUGUUAUAAGAUCGUUUGAGAAAAAGUAUCAAUCAUUGUACCGCAUGCAUGGAUAAACUUAAUAUAACAGUAUACCAUUGGUGGAUAUUCGUUGACAAUACAUUUAGAUACCUCAUAUAUGUAUGAUUUUUGAUAACGAUUUGGGUUCUGUAACGAGUUUUUAGAUUAAAAAACAAAAAUAAACUUAUUUCAGUGAAUGGAUAUGAAACGGACCUGGACAAUACCUAAUUGUUCUCAAGCUUUGAUUUUGUGUUUUACAACCAUACACGUGAUAGCAUAUUGUUUAAAGCGAUUCAUAGCCAAAAGGAUAUACGAAAUUCAAAGUCCUUUUUAUGAGACUAUGCAUACGAAACAAAACAAGGAUGUCAAAGGGAACUUACUGAGUGAUUUGCUAGUCUUUGUUCUUAACUGACAAUUUGUAUAUCUUUGCAGGUCUGAAUAAUUGAAAGUAAAAUCAAAUAUAAAAGCAUUUGUAAUGAAACAAGAAUAAAAGCAAGAACAGGCUGUGAUAGUAUACAUCGAGUUAUAUAACUCUUUUCAGACUGCAUACGGGGUCGGAUAUGAGGUGGACGUGGUCUCGGCUACCUACCCUGGCUGUGGUGCUGCUUGUAUGUGUGGUGCUGCGCAUGUCCAUCCGUUUGUCAACCGACCACCAGCCGGCCUCCAUGUUAAACCAGAGGUGGUUUGAAAGUCUCCGUCACUUGUCCGCGAAUACAACUCGUACAGAUCGACAAACUGCGAAAGACAUUGUAAAUGGUAGAAAAUUUCCUAAAGUACUCCGUACAGCUGGGCGACGAGUAUUUGAAGUUAAUUGUGAAGCUGUCCUAAGGGGAGAUCUUGAAGAGAUUACAAAAGGCAGGGAACUUAUGGAGAAAGACGGGUUUGUGCGUGGAAGCAAUAUAUCAGAGACUUCAUAUAUCAAACUAACGAUGGACUGUGAAAAGUUCAAAGAUGACCAAGGUUACAGAAGCUAUAUUCUCUCAGCGGAAGAGGAGAGGUUUCCAGUGGCAUACAGCAUAUUGCUUUACAAAGAGGUAGAACAAGCAGAACGGCUAAUGCGUGCACUCUACACGUCACGGAACGUGUUCUGUCUGCACGUGGACAUGGAUGCGCGGCCGGAGGUUCACCAGGCCGUCCAGGGCAUAGCUGACUGCUUUCCAAACGUGUUUGUAGUCUCCCGGAAGGAAUACGUGGUAUACGCCGGCUUCACCCGCCUCCAAGCGGAUAUCAACUGUAUGCAGGAUCUCAUGCAGAGAAACAAUGAUUGGCAAUAUUUUAUUAACGUUCCUAGUCAGCAGUUCCCGAUCAAAACGAACAAAGAGAUAGUGCAAAUUUUACAAAUAUACAACGGUUCUAAUGAUAUAGAAGGUCUUACAGGCAAUAGACGACUAGAGCAUAGAUUCAAAUUUAGAUACAUUUAUAAACGAGUUACAAAAAAACAAAUAAAACCGAACAUAUAUAAGACAAACUACCAGCUGGUGGAUCCACCGUCAAAUGUGACGAUUGUCAAGGGAAGCGCAUACGGCGUGUUCAGCCGGGCGUUUGUGGAAUGGAUGCUCCAUAGCAAGGCGGCUCGAGAGCUACUGGACUGGAUGCGAGACGUGCACAGCCCGGACGAGUACUACUGGGCAACUUUGCAGUACAACCAGAACCUCCAGGCUCCGGGCUCGCACUACUCAGGUAGGCCUGAUGAUAAGCCUUGGUUGGCUGUACAUGCAGCUUGGGGCGGAGUGGACCCGUGUAAAGGCAAAUAUGUGCGAGGCGUGUGCGUGUUUGGGCUCGGGGACCUCGCGGCGCUCGUGCACAAGAGACACUUGUUCGUCAACAAGUUUCAUUUGGAGUACCAGCCGCUUGCGCUCGAGUGCCUGGAGGAGUGGCUUCACAAUCGGACUGCGGAACCAGCCCACCAACCGCUCAACCUUACAUACUACCGCAAACUACCAUUUAUCAACACCGGCCGCGCAUCUUGAUUUUCCCUGUUUGUAUGUAUGGAAUAUCAAAUAAUAUAUAUAUAUAAUAGCGAUAACUACACUUGUUCUGUAGUUCAGUAUGGGGAAGAUUAUCUCCCAUGGCAUAAUAAUGUCUGUAGCUUUUCGCAUAAAUAUUCUUGUUUGUAAUAAUCUCAUCUAUACCCAAGAAUAUUUACACUUGUUGUUGUAUAUGAUCCGGUGAAAUGUUCAUCACUACCAAGAUCUUUGUGAAUACUAAAAAAUGUAAAAGUUGGUAAAUACCUUUUCGUUUUGCUUUUGCAAAUUAUAUAGUAUUGUUUUUAUUCUAGCAAUAAUAUACGCAAAAUUCUCCACUUUGUAAUGACCUUUAAAGCAAAUCAUUGAUUGAUUUUUUUUUUCAAUUUUCAGAUAUAUUUUAGUCAAUGAUGUAAAUAGCUUUAUGAUAUUUUAA
Mya arenaria is the source of this 2427-nucleotide messenger RNA. RefSeq names its product beta-1,3-galactosyl-O-glycosyl-glycoprotein beta-1,6-N-acetylglucosaminyltransferase 3-like. Bases 588 to 1997 code for a protein of 469 amino acids. Gene Ontology annotation, molecular function: acetylglucosaminyltransferase activity. The transcript is spliced from 3 exons. Lineage: Eukaryota; Metazoa; Mollusca; Bivalvia; Myida; Myidae. The record is from RefSeq and is a predicted model, not a curated record. Gene Ontology annotation, cellular component: membrane.